AUGAAAUUGCCAUGCAGUGUAAUAUUCUUUGUGCUUUGCACAUCCUGGAUUUGUGCAGCGGAGCACACCAUUAUCCCUGCAGACUUGGAAGACCGAAUUCAUUCAACGGAACCAGUAACAACUGAAACAACAGCAGCAAAGGAUUCAGAUGAUCUGGAUAUCAAUGUUCCUGCCAACAUCACAGAAGAGGAUUUAGAGCUUACACUGACACAGGAAUCAGAAGCUACAAAUGAAAUUGAACCAGAAGCCCACGGUACCAACUAUGCCAACGAUACCGACGGUACCAACAGCACCAACAGAGCAAACUCCACCAACAGUACCAACAGAGCCAACAGAACCAACCGUACCAACGGUACCGACAGUACCAACGGUACCAACUAUACCAACAGAGCCAACUCCACCAACACUACCAACGGUACCUACAGAACCAACAGAGCCAACAGUACCAACGGUACCAACAGAGCCAACAGUACCAACGGUACCGACAGUACCAACGGUACCAACUAUACCAACGGAGCCAACUCCACCAACACUACCAACGGUACCUACAGAACCAACAGAGCCAACAGUACCAACGGUACCAACAGAGCCAACAGUACCAACGGUACCGACAGUACCAACGGUACCAACAGAGCCAACAGAGCCAACUCCACCAACACUACCAACGGUACCUACAGAACCAACAGAGCCAACAUUACCAACGGUACCAACAGAGCCAACAGUACCAACGGUACCGACAGUACCAACGGUACCAACAGAACCAACAGAGCCAACAGUACCAACGGUACCGACAGUACCAACGGUACCAACUAUACCAACAGAGCCAACUCCACCAACACUACCAACGGUACCUACAGAACCAACAGAGCCAACAGUACCAACGGUACCAACAGAGCCAACAGUACCAACGGUACCGACAGUACCAACGGUGCCAACUAUACCAACGGACCAACUCCACCAACACUACCAACGGUGCCUACAGAACCAACAGAGCCAACAGUACCAACGGUACCAACAGAGCCAACAGUACCAACGGUACCGACAGUACCAACGGUACCAACAGAGCCAACAGAGCCAACUCCACCAACACUACCAACGGUACCUACAGAACCAACAGAGCCAACAGUACCAACGGUACCAACAGUACCAACGGUACCGACAGUACCAACGGUACCAACAGAGCCAACAGUACCAACGGCCCACGGUUCCAACCAUACCAACUAUACCAACAGUGCCUACUGUACCAACUCUACCAACUAG
Drosophila innubila is the source of this 1260-nucleotide messenger RNA. Its product is annotated as sporozoite surface protein 2-like. The transcript has 4 exons. NCBI's taxonomy places the organism in Eukaryota, Metazoa, Arthropoda, Insecta, Diptera, Drosophilidae. The coding region runs from base 1 to 1260 and encodes 419 amino acids. The record is from RefSeq and is a predicted model, not a curated record.